AUGAUUUUCAUCCCAGGGGCAAACACCUCAGACAACGACAGCCUGACUACUGGUAGAAGUGAUUUGGCUCUAUUUCAUGGCAACACUAUUAAAGUAUGUGUACUGUGUCUGCUCCUACCCAUCCCCAUCUUUGCCAUCAUGGGAAAUCUUUUCAUUAUGGCUGCAGUGGCACGCUUCCAGAGCCUUCGGACACCAACCAAUGCUUUUGUGAUUUCCUUGGCAGUGGCUGACUUCCUGGUUGCUGUGCUGGUGAUGCCUUUCAGUCUGGUGCGAUCUAUUGACAGCUGGCACUUUGGGCACUGCUUCUGCCAAGCUCACUUCUUACUGGACGUCACCUUCUGUACAUCCUCUAUUUUUAAUCUCAGUUGUGUGGCACUGGAUCGAUACAUAGCCGUAUGCGACCCCCUGCACUACCCUGCCCGAAUGACUCCCAGAUGUGUGGCCCUGCUGCUGCUGCAUUGUUGGAUCCUGCCUCUUGUCAUCUCCUCCCUUUGUGUCUUUUUUGGCAUGAACACUCAAUCAUCUCCUGCUGCGGUAAGCAGCAUCGCACAACAGGAUACUCAGACCUGUCUGGCUUCCUUUCAUAUCCCCUACGCCUUUGCAACUUCCGCUGUCUCCUUCUUCAUCCCCAUGGGUUUCAUGCUGUUUGCCUAUGGGAGGAUUUUUAUGGUUGCCCAGAGACAAGCGAGGUGGAUCCAUGCAAUCGAGCACCGUACUGGGCAUCUUCAGAUGAACCAGAGCACUAUGAGGACUGACUCCACCAGACAAGCCCAUGUGGAAAGGUAUUCUCUGAGGAAGGAGAGGAAGGCUGCUAAGACACUUGGUCUGAUCAUGGGGGUUUUCCUGUUCUGUUGGUUUCCUUUCUUCUGUCUGAAUGUGCUCAACCCUCUGAGGGGCUACAGCAUCAACCCCCUUGUCAUGGAGGCCUCCAUGUGGCUUGGAUAUGCAAACUCUUCGCUGAAUCCUUUUCUCUACACCUUUUUCAACAAGAACUAUCGUCGCGCAUUUAUAGCCAUGUUGGGAAGAGGGUCAUUGGUUAGCACCAAGACCCGAAAUACUGCAACAACCAAGAAUGAGAUUGAUGAGACCUGCUGA
Messenger RNA from Scomber scombrus (Atlantic mackerel), 1095 nucleotides. RefSeq names its product 5-hydroxytryptamine receptor 4-like. Bases 1 to 1095 code for a protein of 364 amino acids. The record is from RefSeq and is a predicted model, not a curated record. Gene Ontology annotation, biological process: adenylate cyclase-activating adrenergic receptor signaling pathway. Gene Ontology annotation, cellular component: membrane. NCBI's taxonomy places the organism in Eukaryota, Metazoa, Chordata, Actinopteri, Scombriformes, Scombridae. The transcript has 2 exons. Gene Ontology annotation, molecular function: G protein-coupled receptor activity.